AUGCCCACGCCAUUGUAUACCAUGUUUUGAUCUUCUUCUUCUUCGAUACGAUGUGAUCCCUCCCGCCAACACAAAACUCUUUAAUCCAUUCUUAUCGCCGGAACAUUUGGAAGCGUCGUAGAGAUAUUUUAUUUAUGAAGGGACGAGAUUGAUGAUGCUUUGUGGUUCUUUGCGAAAUCGAAUACAGCCUUGGCUUCGCGACUAUGUUAAACUCCAAUCUCUCGCCCUCAUCCUCAUCUACGCUCAGAUAGGUUGCGCCCUGAUUGGAUCACUAGGCGCCUUAUACAAUGGAGUUUUACUGAUAAACUUGGUGAUUGCGUUGUUUGCGCUUGUGGCAAUCGAAAGCAAUAGCCAAAGUCUCGGCCGCACCUACGCUGUUCUCCUCUUCUCUGCUCUUCUUCUCGAUAUCUCAUGGUUCAUCCUCUUCACCCAACAGAUUUGCAGGAGCAUUUCAGCUGAUGAGACGUAUGGCACCUUGUUCGUGUUUUCAGUGAAGCUCACCAUGGCUAUGGAGAUGAUUGGCUUCUUUCUUAGGCUCUCUUCCUCUCUCUUGUGGUUUCAGAUUUAUAGGCUUGGUGCUUCUAUUGUCCACACUUCACUUCCCCCUGAUUCUGAUUUGCGGAGCAGUUUCUUGAACCCGCCAACUCCUGCUAUUAUAGGCGACGCUGCUGAAGAAGAAGAGAUCAUGGGUGGUUCUAUCUACGACCCUGCCUACUACGCCUCUCUUUUUGAAGAGGGCCUAUCUAAUAUGAGUUCACCCACCGCUACACAGGUGGAUCAUUAUACAGCUGAGAACAAUGGAUCACCAUCUGCAGAAGAAGCCUCUCAGAUUAAGUCCCCCACAUCCAGAUCAUUGCAUGCAAUUGAUGAAGAGAAAGGUUUGAAGCAACCGCCGGGGAUGUCUUCAUUAUGAGCAUAUGGUGCUAUCUUAGUAAAUUCUAAACAAAGAAGUGUCUACUCUGCAUUAGCUGAGGUUUAGGGUUUAAAGCAAACGCGCAAGUGAGAGUAUUAUGAAAUAAUCUCCAUGUUCUUACAAAGAACAAGAGGACUAUAUACCACCCUGCCUUCCAGAAGAUGAGAUUCUGUAUGUUUGACGACAAGUAAGCGCGGUUCUACUUUGCUUUUUUGUUCAUUAUUUAUUUUGUAUGAAAACAUUUAUUUAUUUGGGGAUACGUGGUUAGAAUAGAGUAGGAAUCUACCUGAUGAUUCUUUCCGGGUUUAUCUUUUGUGUGUAAAUGGAGAUACUUUUCUUUUUGUUUGGGUUUCAAUGGAGAGAGUAUAAAGAUUGGGGCGUUGA
Molecule: messenger RNA, 1297 nt
Organism: Raphanus sativus (radish)
Lineage: Eukaryota; Viridiplantae; Streptophyta; Magnoliopsida; Brassicales; Brassicaceae
Exons: 5
Coding region: 152-913 (253 amino acids)
Source: RefSeq, a predicted model, not a curated record